GGCUGACAGAGGCUGUAGUCGCCCGACCGUGUGACAGCGUUGCGUCAUAACUAACGGCGCUGAUUGUGAUUGGUUCCCCGCGCCGCCCGGUCAGCGGCGGAGACUAUAAAUCAGGGAAAGCCGAGUCAACCCUCCUGACUUCCACACCACCAUCCAUCCGCAAACACUCCUGUCAGACCGUUCAACACUACAGCACAGCGCUGAGCACUGAGAACCUGCAAAACUUCCAGCAUCAUGUCUAUCGCUGACCACAACGGAACAUGGAAGCAGCUCUCAGCAGAAAACUUCGUGGCUCUUCUAGAUGUCAUCGGUGUGUCUGACGAGGUGAGGGGCAGGUUCAAGGCUAACGACGCGGCGCUGGUGACGUCAGUGGCCGUGGAGGGGGACACGGUCACGUGGUCUACCGGCACCCAGACCGGCGUCACCAUCUCCAAAAACACCUACAGCUGGGGACAGGAGUUCGAGGAGGCUUCACUGGACGGCAAGAGGCGCAUGACCGUACACACGUACCAGGGAGGUUCUAAGAUCCUGACUGUCAUUCCCAACUUCGACGGCCAGGGCACACCCAUGAACAUGACCCGGGAAGUCGUCGAUGGGAAGAAAAUCGUGAUUAUCUCUUACAAGGGGAUCACCGCUAAUCUGACGUAUGAGAAGGUUUAGGAACAUUCCGAGCUCCAGACGCAAGGCAACGCUUCCAGCUCAACCACGAUAGUACUGCGCAUAUAUACAAAUAUACCACUUGCUACUAGCUAAGGACAAUGUACUGUGUAGGAAGUUAUACUGUAAUGUGUCAACACUUUGGCCAUGUUUCGGAGAACAGAAUUAUGGGUAACUCGGGUUGCCAUGACAACCUGUAUGGAGCGCAUGCGAACUUCGUCUUUACCACGUUUUGGAGAACAGAAUUAUGGGUAACGCGGUGGGGGGGCAUGUGACACAUUCCCAUGGCAACGCGUAUGGAGCGCAUGCGUACUCUGUCGUUACCAUGCAGUCUGUGUUGUCAUGGCAAUGACUGGCUUGUCACCAGCGUUACCCAAGUUUCUCCCUUUUUUCCCAGCAUGCACAAUGAUCCGAGAAAUAACCUAAAAACGCUCUUUAUAAUGAUAGGGUAGAUAGAUUCUAUGUGCGCUUACUAUUCUCUAUAUUUCCGAAACGCUAGAUGUUCUUUACAGCUACUGUGGCUAUGCCAUUUCUAUAGAUACAUGUACUUAAUUAAGCUAAGCGAAGAAAACUUCCGUGUUAUACCAAUAGAGGGUAAGGUUUGUAUCAUACCAGUAGUAUAUCAUAGAUACCUAACAUACAUUUUUUUAUUAUUUGGCACCACUAAGUAAAAACGUAAAAAGAAGAGGUUUGUGUCACCCUCUUUCUUAUUAUAUUUAAUACUAGUCAUAACUUAUUUUACUCUUUGGUUAACCAUUUCUCAUAUCCUUCAUUAUAAUAUCUGUAGCCAUUUUUGAUUCCUUUGAAUAACUAGUAUAACUCAUACGAGUCAUAAUGGCUGCUUUAACAGAGAAAACCGCUAGAUGGCAACUCUGCAUUAACACACGUUAGCAACGAAAUGGCAUUUCACGCCAGGUUUCUUCUAUGUACUUAGUGUUCGUGCCAUUAUAUGGCCAAAUAAUGUUUAAAAGUAUUACCUUGAAGCUAAGGUGUCGUGGUGCUAGUAGUUGUACUGUCGCUAUUGUAACAUCAAUUAGUUGUAUGUUUUCAACCUAAGACGGAUCUUUGCACGUAUGUGUUAUAAAUUUACAGUAGUUAAGACAUAGCUCUAUGUUAGUUGAUAUCAAGAAAGAUAUAGAAGGAACGAAAAUGAGAACCGCCAGCUAUUUAAUAUG
Messenger RNA from Branchiostoma belcheri (Belcher's lancelet), 1832 nucleotides. RefSeq names its product fatty acid-binding protein 9-like. The transcript has 4 exons. Gene Ontology annotation, molecular function: fatty acid binding. The record is from RefSeq and is a predicted model, not a curated record. Gene Ontology annotation, biological process: fatty acid transport. Lineage: Eukaryota; Metazoa; Chordata; Leptocardii; Amphioxiformes; Branchiostomatidae. Bases 235 to 660 code for a protein of 141 amino acids. Gene Ontology annotation, cellular component: nucleus; cytosol.